ACCAGCUCCGCUAAAAGAUUGGGCGCCUUCAGCUGUCUCAACCGACACAUUCUCACGACCCUGGCACACAUUGCGCCAUGCCUUCCCUCCGUGUCUUCGUGAACCACCACAGACAAUAAUCCUUCAUCAACAUUCCCUCUGCUAGGCAAUUGCGUUUCAACCCGCGGGCGGCGUAUUCUAUCUAUGCCUAUUAGCCUUUAUUGACUCUCAACGCUGCAGAAUCAUGUCUUCCUCUGCUUCAGUCACCGCCACCACCCUCCCCAGCCCCUUCCUCCGCAAGGCCGCCAUCCUCUCCUUCCUGCCCGCGCUCCCUCUCUGCGUCACCCACGGCGCCCUCUCCGCCGAUGUUGUCCCUGCUGUGGGGCUUGUGCCGCUCUGUUUCUCCGCCGGCGUCUCGCUCUUCCUGUUGAUCAGGGCUUCUCAGCAGUGCAGGCGCAAAGGGAAGCAAAGGGCUGGGAGCGGCGUUUCGGAUCCCGAGGGGUUGCUUGGCGGUGGUGAUGACGACGACGCUGGGAGUACCAGUGUAGUAGUAGGCGGCGCUGCUCCCCGCCACAUCGGUUUCGAGCCGGAUGUCGAGGAGCGUGGUGACGACGUGGAGGAUGAGGACGAGGGAGAGCCGGCGUCGGUGCUGACACAUCGGAUCUUGGUGUUUGUCGUCGAUGUGAUCCUCGCAGCGGCGUUGAUGGUCGUGCUGGUCUUUACGUGGAUUCGGACGGAACGAGCUAGGAAUAAGAGUCCUCAGCUGGCGAUGCUCGCGGCGUAUGGCACCGUGCCAUUGCUGGUCAACUUCUUGAUCCACCUGUACCUUGCCGUACGCGAGUUUGUUGCCGGCUUGGCUAUCCCGGGCCUGGUCGAGCACACAGCAUGGCGAUUGGUUCCGGCGGACUGCCCGCACUGCGGGAACCGGCUACGGCCGGACUCACUGCCGCCUAUUCCGUGGUAUGAAGCUGUCGGUAGGCCAAAGGUAUCGCUCUCCUCAGUUUCUCGGCCAUCGCUGCCAUCCUUCAGCGCACCUAAGUUUACCUGGCUGAAGGGCCGCCGCGAGUGGAAGGUGCCCAACUGGUUGAGAGGCCAAAGCGAAGAAUACGCCAGUCUAUUCGUGGACGACCAGCAGAACGAACGCGAUCGGUACAGGGAUGAUCCAGACGGGACGUUGGGUGAACCCUCACGCACUACGACGGUCGUUGCCACCGGAUCUGCAGACCCCGUCCCUGUCGUAGAGGAAGUGGUGGUGGGAAAGAAGGAUAAGAAAGGGAAGCCUGGCUCUGGUGCCUUGUUUGCAGAGGAGGAGACUUCAUGGUCAUGAGCGGCGGGUGCCUAGAAACCUCUCUAGCCAUUCCCUACUACUCCUUAUUCCGAGCCUCGAGGUCUCGUUGAAGCUGCAGGCCGUGAAGAGUCAGGCUUGUACGGCCCCCCAGCUUUUUCGGUUGCUGUUGUCCAAGUAUUAGAUACCCAAGCCAUUUGUUCACUUUGGUAGAUGAUAGCAACUUGUUUGCUCAGCGCCACGAUCCUUUAUAUCCAGAAAGUAAACGCUAGAACCCGCCGUGACGACUCAGCGGACCAAGGAUGGAAGGACUAACUGGAAUGCGCCGAACAAGUUACCCCGCUCUGGACCAUCCAGAUGC
Chaetomium strumarium is the source of this 1625-nucleotide messenger RNA. RefSeq lists its product as uncharacterized. The transcript is spliced from 2 exons. The record is from RefSeq and is a predicted model, not a curated record. Bases 224 to 1306 code for a protein of 360 amino acids. Lineage: Eukaryota; Fungi; Ascomycota; Sordariomycetes; Sordariales; Chaetomiaceae.